AUGUCGUCUCCCUUCAGCAACACCGCGGCGGCCGCGGCGCGAGGCUUCGGCGCAAGUGUGGAGGAUGACGGCCUUGACGCAGAGUACAGCAUGGUCGCGGACGAAUACCCCCACGAGGUCGACUAUUAUGCUCUACUAGGCCUAUCUCAAAAACCACCUCCGACCGAGGCCGAAAUCCGCUCCGCGUACCGCAACCUUUCCCUCAGCUUCCACCCAGACAAACAACCACCGCACCUCCGCGAAGCCGCCAAACGACAUUUUACGCAGAUACAGGAGGCAUACGAUACCCUUAUUGACCCUCAGAAGCGCACGGUAUAUGAUUUACUCGGAGCGGAGGGUGUCAAACAAGAAUGGAGCACUCAGGGUGUCAUGGGUCCUAGGGGAGAGGCGCAGACACAGGAUGUUGGCGUAAAGGCCAUGGCACCUGAAGAGUUUCGACAAUGGUUCCUAAAGACAAUGAAGAAGCGUGAACGGAAGGCUAUUGAAAAGCUUGUGGCAUCUAAGGGCACAAUUAUUCUUGGGAUCAAUGCAUCAGACACUAUUAGAGUGGAUAAGGCCACGGAAGAUGUAUCUAUACACGUGCCAUCGCCGAAGCUAAGUACUUUUGGUGCCGCAUAUCAGUUCAAGGCUCCCUUGCCUCUGCCUGGAUUCCUUGCCAAUGCUGAGGACAGUAAUGAGGGCAAAGAAGAGAACCAAGACAAGGACCAGUCGACGGAGGCUGAUGUAAUGGAAUCGGAGAAUUUUGGCGAAGUGACACUGAAUGCAUCUGUCACCGGUGGUAUGACUCGUCAAAAACAGCCCUACAUUGUCGAAUUCGAAGAUGGAACAGAGCAGGAGAUACAGGUACCGGGUCCCCGCCUGUUAGUAGCCAAGGAGAUACACCUUGGUGCCACCUUUGUCCCCAACCUCAGAAACUUGGCGAGUAAUAAGGGAAUUCUGACUUGGCGCCCUUUUUCAUUUCUCAGAGACUCGGCAGUUUCUAUCGAGGGUGUUCUACUUCCAGAUCCAUCCUUGAAAACUUCGAUCUCUAGAAGUAUCCAGCCAAUCUCUGGUAUUAGGCCGUUCUCAGUCACAGCCUCUAGCACUAUCAAACACUCCCUGUUGGAGACUCCUCCUUCAUUGGAUAUUCAAGUCAGCAAACAGGUUGCCCAGCGAAAGAUAGCCUUCUGGUCAUGGUCCAGUGGCUCAUGGGGAUGGGCUGAAUUCCUCUUCCAGCGCUUCACAUUUCUGGGGAUGAGUCCCGAAACCCUUUUCGCUACGGAGGGGGAACACAGCAACUUCCAAAUCGGCCUUAUUUCGCUGCCCGAAUCUAGUAGGAAGGUGCCUGAUGAUGUGGAUGAGGAGGAAGACGACGAAGAGAACGAGUAUCGCCAACUUUUACAGAAAACGCGGGCUGCCAGUCGUGCUGCAGAGACGUGGCAAACAUUCCUGCAGGUUUCACCGGGUGGAGGUGCCAUCGUCUUAAAAUAUGGGAGAAAUUUGUUUUCUGGCAAGCCAACCGAUGACCCUAUUAAAUCAGAGUGGAGCGGAGAGGGAUAUUUCCCUAUGCCGAGGAUGGAGGAAGCUCGCGCUGUGCGACUCGACGUUAGCAGUGUGAUUUCUCACGAUCUGAAGCCUAGCUGGACUGUCAAAGGAACCCGACGGAUUGGUGAGUAUACCACUGUUGGAUUGGGCGUUGGUAUUGCACACACUGGCGUGCACAUGACUGUCUCAUGGAGCCGCCUUGGGCAAGGCUUCAAUAUUCCCAUCGUUCUCUGUCCUGCGAACGAGGCCAACCAGGAUGCUGCUGUCCUCGCUACACUUGCCCCAUGGUUAGCUUAUUGUGCAAUCGAAUUCGGUUAUAUAAGGCCACGCGAUCGAAAGAACCGACGACAAGCGGCGGCUCGUCGUCAUAAUGAGUUGAAGAAACUCAUUCCUCAGAAGCGAGCAGAGAGCCUAGAAGCUAUCGAGCUUAUGACCGAGCAAGUACAAAGGCGACAAGCCCGAGAGGCGAAACAAGACGGCCUGGUUAUCACCAAGGCUGAAUACGGAUAUGUGCCCUCGACAAACAAAAAGCUGAGGGCUAAAUUCCCAGAGUCUCGACUCAUUGAUGUGACGAUCCCAGUGGCUGCGAUGGUUGAUCAGGGCCAACUAGGUAUCCCUCAAAAUACCGUCAAGUUUCAUAUCAUGGGUUUCCACGACCCUGCACCUUUGUUGCCAAAGCGACUACGGGUUUGGUACACGUUCCAGGGUCGCGAUCAUUUUGUGGAUGUUGGUGAUAAAGAGGGCGUUUCUUGCCCCAUGCGCACGCACUUGGUACCGGCCUGA
Molecule: messenger RNA, 2307 nt
Organism: Penicillium longicatenatum
Lineage: Eukaryota; Fungi; Ascomycota; Eurotiomycetes; Eurotiales; Aspergillaceae
Product: J domain-containing protein
Exons: 4
Coding region: 1-2307 (768 amino acids)
Biological process (GO): cristae formation
Source: RefSeq, a predicted model, not a curated record